Messenger RNA from Nasonia vitripennis (jewel wasp), 3829 nucleotides. RefSeq names its product transcription factor mef2A (gene sstn). The transcript has 7 exons. The record is from RefSeq and is a predicted model, not a curated record. Gene Ontology annotation, biological process: establishment of epithelial cell polarity. Lineage: Eukaryota; Metazoa; Arthropoda; Insecta; Hymenoptera; Pteromalidae. The coding region runs from base 621 to 2990 and encodes 789 amino acids.
GAGGCGACGAGUAUGAUUGCGCAAAACCAAACAAUUCAUGGACGCGCGUCACCUCCACAGCGCGAGUGGAUACUCGCCAACUCUCGUCUCUUUUUAUUUUUUUUUUAUUUUUUUUCCUCGCUUUGAUCUCGUCCCGAAGUGAGUAAGUUCGGGCGAGAUGUGCCUCAUCCCAGUGCUGAUCCGGUUUGUGUCUCGUAAAAAGUACGUCGUCUGUAAUGUUGGAGAAGUGCUGCUUGGAUGUACUCGCGCGACAUAACCUGCUGCAUCGUACUAUGAAGAUUUACAUAUAUUUAUGCAGUUUGUAACGAAUUCGUACAUUUCGUUAAUUUAAUGCAUAAUGUGGUUAUUACCAGAGUUUUAGAGAAGAUAGGCUUUUGUAGCUUUACAAAACAGUGCCUUGAUGCUUGCCUUUGUUGAAAGAACAAAGUACAAAUUUUUUAAUGAAAAUACUCGUGCAUGAAGAUAAUGUCUUGCUUCGUAUGUAAUUUUAUUUACAUAUGCAUGGACCAUAGGGUAUUUUAUAAACAAGAAGUAACUAUAAUGAGCUUAGGUAGAUAAGGACAGCUUUAUUAUUUUAAUCAAAAGAAGGAACAAGGAAAGUGAUACCUCACGCCAAGAAUAUGGUGAUGGCAGGUACAGAGGGCGUGUCUGGGCCAACAACGGACGAGACUCUGUCUAGCAGGCUACAGUGGUUACGUCAACGUCGUGAGGCAUUACAAGACAAACUUGCCCAAAAAAACAAUGAACUAAAGACUCUUUGCAUUGAAGAAGCAGAAUUGACUGGUGUUCUGCCUCCUGAGAUCCCAUUGGAACCCGGUGAAAGCCCACCUAAUUUUCGGAAAAGAGUUAGCACAAGUUUUAAUUAUCCUCAAAAUCUCAUCAAUAAACUCAAAACUAAUGGAGCUCAGGAGGAAUCUGCAUUGGAAUUGGAAAGACAAGUGCAAAUCAACAAAGCAGAAUCUGCUCUUGCUAUUUUGAAUGAUGCUAAUGAAAGUAAAGCUGUGAGGCGCAAGAAUCGUUCCAUAUACCAACAAAGUCAACGCAGGCUGCAAGAGCUCAAUGCUCAACUCAAUUUUAUUAGGCAAAGUCAUGGAGGUGCUCCAAGGCAAUCUGCACAUAUUCCCCUUCAUAGCUCACAGCCACACCUUCAGACAACUACAAAACAUAGAACCAAAAAACCCAGACCUCCACUGGAUACUUCAGGAAAAGACCUGAGUCCAAAGGUAGAAUCUCGCAAUUUUCUUCAAGAAGGUGGCAUAAGCUUGAGUCCUCUUGGCCCAGAGCACAACUACAACUCCUAUGCAGGAUACGAGUUUCAGGAUCUCUCACCCCAUGGCUACCCUCAGCCUGGCUCCAGUAACAGUUUAAACCAAAACCGCGCUACCUACCAUGCACCCAGUCCAGUAGAUCACCGUCGUAGUAGCAAUCCUGGGCACGAUAUUAACGUCAAUAACAAUGUAUAUGUGCCACCCGACAACUUUCGUAGUCGUGCCUACUCUCAAGGUGGCAAUAGCAACAGCAGCGUCAGUCCUCAUCACGUUCCAGAUCGAAUGAACCGACCGGUACCUAAUACCUACACGGAGGAGGAGAGGCAGAUGCACUAUAGGCAGCUAAAACUAAAGAAGCAAGAGGCUGAAGAAAUCUUGAGAAGUCAGCAGUAUGCCCAGGACCCGAGGUAUCCGAGUAACGAAAUGAUGCACAGAAGAUCUGCGCAGAUCGCUUACCAUGAAACGGAUUUCAACGCUCCGCGAUACGAUACUCAAAUGGGCGACUAUCCUGCCCAUUACCAUCACAAUAAGGCACCGCAACCCUUACCAAUUUUACGGCAAAGAGACAUUGUGGAUAAUGCGAUGAUCAGUCCAGAACACAAAGGUGGCAAAGCGGCAAUCGAUGCCUACAUCCCUCCAGGUCACUGGAUGCGUCUGGACGAUGAGAUAGUCUGGUGCUCCGAAGAUCAGAUGAACGAUAGGUUUGGAAGUCUUGAUCGACGAAAGCAAAACAUCGUUCACCAUCCGCCUAAUUCCGAGACGCAAUCGAGGUAUCACACGGUUGCACUUGGUGGCAAGAAUAACGUAGCCAUGUCACAUUCAAGGCCAUAUCCGCUACAGCCUCAGGUUCAGAGUCCAGAUACCAUCAAGUCCAACAACAAUCGUAUCCUUCUGCGCACUCAAUCCUUAGGCAGCGUGGAAACUUGGCAACCGGGAGCAUCUUCCCACGAUGGCUCGUCUAUCGAGGGCCGCGAGUCUGCUGAUGGCGGCAGUAGCAGCCGCAACAGCGGCGUUCACCCUUCGUCCAAACCGAGGGAAAAAGAGUGGUAUGAAACAUCCCUUGAUCCGGCUCCUUCGCAGCCUAGUUCUCAGCAACAGCAAAGAGCUAUCAGAAGAACUCACCACACUCCAACCAUCAUGGGACCGCCGUUGAAAGAUCGAGCGCCACCGGUACGCAGUAAUUCUAUUCCGUCAAAUAGGAGGGUGAGAGAGCAGCAUCAAGCACAACACCAACAUCAAAUGUCACCGCCACCACCACCUCCGCCAAUGUCCCAACAGCAACAACAGCAAACGCAGGUGGAGGAAAUCCAACGACAGAUGCAGGCUCAACGACCUCCAAUUCCCCAAAGUCGCUUCGUCGAAAACCGCGCACUUGAGAUCCCUGCGGAGUCUAAACCUUCACCCGGAUCUCAAGAAAAUGGAAACGAAACCAUAAUUCCGUUAAAUUCACCUACAAGUCACACGGUCGUCCAACCAGGGAAGUAUCAGCCGUAUAGGGAAGUGACGAAGCCUUUUGAAAUGUCGGACUUUUACAAGUAUUCAACGAAGUUCCGUAAAAGGGUGGAAGCCAACGCCACGAAUGAUCAGCAGCAACAGCAGCAAUUACAACAGCCUCCAGCCAACCUAAAUACUCAAAACGAUCAAAACCAGUCAAACAACUCGAUUCAAAGAAUGCCUCAACCAGUGCAACGAAAUACUUGUCCGCCUUAUACCUUGAGAUAAUAGCUAUUCUUGUCUUCAUAGAUUAAAUGAGUAAUUUUAAUAGAACGAGUGACUAUCAAUUAUUGUGAAAAUUCUAUUUUCAUAUCUGAAUAAUGUAUUUAAUAUUUUAUUAAAGCGAAAUACGAGCUAUUAUAUUUUAAGCUAAAAAUAUAGGAAAACAGUGUAAAUUUAUAUUUAGUAAAUAGAAGUUCGCUUUGUAAGUAUAAGGCUGAGCUAUUAUAAGAAAGCCACUUUUAUCAAAUGAUUGAUAGUCACCUUCUGACGAAAUGAAGCGAACAAUUACUUUUUUUAAAUGAGAAUACUUUUACUAUUACGACCAUUUUUCAUAUGUUUUUAACUAACACAUCACUGCCACAAUUAUAUAGAUAGUAUUAGAGAACCGACUGAAUGAAAAUGUGGCCUUAACUUUCAUCGAUAUAUUAACAGAAUAUUCUACGAUGAUUUCACGAUUUUAAGUACCUUGAUAGGAUAUUAAAAUGUAUAUUAUACAUGUAUAAAAUGUAACGGCACCGUUAAGAGCCAAAGAUUCAUCAAGCAAAGUGUAUGCAUUCGUUAAAAUUUUUUGAUAUUUAUUUGAUCUCUAAAAAUAACUUCUGAGAAGAGAGCUACUACAGUUAAGAUGUACUGUUGCUUAACAAUAGGGCUCAAUGUAUCUUUCUUUUGACUAUCAAUUUGUAUUGUUAGUGCCUUAUUAGAAGUUAAAAAUUUAUGAAUGCGCCGUUUGAUCUUUUCAUAGAAAGCGCCGAAGAGUAUUAUGAUAAAAAUUUAUCUCGGUUCGUGGAGCAUACGAACUACUUUAUUACUUCCAAUAACAAAAAUAUAUUAUCGUAAGAAACGAA